Rhipicephalus microplus (southern cattle tick) is the source of this 465-nucleotide messenger RNA. RefSeq lists its product as uncharacterized. NCBI's taxonomy places the organism in Eukaryota, Metazoa, Arthropoda, Arachnida, Ixodida, Ixodidae. The record is from RefSeq and is a predicted model, not a curated record.
AUGACCUACAUAGACUGGUGGUGUUCUCCUCUUUGUCCUAUGACGCAGAUGAAUGUCUGGAGUCAAACAGGAAUCUGCAGAUAUCUCAGAAAUGGUUUCCAGUUCGUGCGUGCUGAAGGCUUCGUGGUUGGGCACGUGGCAGAUGAAGGUAUUAUGGAAUGCUGUGCCAGCGAGCUAUUGCGCUACAGACGCAUUAUUGAUGCUGAGGACAUUCUUGUGUUUGCAGACAAAGAAAAACACUGGUCAGCUGCAAUCACAAGUGACGUCAGCAUCCUGGAAACAAUGAAAGCAGCCGAAUUCUUUCAGUGUGAUGGCAUCAUCCUGACUGGAGGUGCAACAGGCCUGCCACCCAGUACCACUGAACUGCAAGGUGUGCACUUGUGAAAUGUUGCUUCUGUUAAAAAUGUCAUGAGCCAGCAUAGUUUUGUUUUUUGAUUUUGUGCAAGCACACAUGGCUGCCAGUAA